Diaporthe amygdali is the source of this 1092-nucleotide messenger RNA. RefSeq lists its product as uncharacterized. The transcript has a single exon. The coding region runs from base 1 to 1092 and encodes 363 amino acids. The record is from RefSeq and is a predicted model, not a curated record. Lineage: Eukaryota; Fungi; Ascomycota; Sordariomycetes; Diaporthales; Diaporthaceae. Gene Ontology annotation, molecular function: flavin adenine dinucleotide binding; electron-transferring-flavoprotein dehydrogenase activity. Gene Ontology annotation, cellular component: cytoplasm.
AUGCUAUCAGAUCACAUGUUUUCUCAGGACAGACUCUUCGUCGAUAUAGAGACUCAAUUCCUGCAGCAUACGAACAGCGGACACUUCCAAUUCAUUAAAGGUACAGCAACAAAUCUCGAUCACACACAGCGUAUUGUCACUAUCACUCUAGAGAGCUCCGGUACUACGCAGGGCAUCUCGUUCCAUGGUUUGGUCAUCGCCACUGGCGCAUCUACGGCGUCCCCUUUACUUGGGUUGAUCAAAGAUGAGACGCUACUUCGCCAAUGUUGGAGCUCUCUGAGAAAGGCAAUGCCUGGAGUCAAGAACAUAGUUAUCUCUGGAGGAGGUCCGGCCGGCAUAGAGGCAGCUGGAGAACUAGGCGAGCACUUCAACGGGCGGCCCGGCACUUUCCGCUCUAGACUAUCCGCCCACCAGGUCAACAUCACGGUCAUAACAAGCAACUCAAAGAUCUUGCCCAACCUACGAGAAGCCAUUGCAGCCAAGGCGGAAAAGCUUCUGGCCGGAGUUGGCGUCACAGUCGUCAAAAAUGCCCGGGUCAAGACUGUUAUACCUGUCGGCGCUGGGAUUGACCCCGAACUGCUUACGUCCAAGACCACCGUCGUCCUCGAGGACGGGAAAUCCAUCGAUGCAGACUUGUACAUACCUGCGACUGGAACAACACCCAAUACCGACUUCAUCUCCGACAAAUGUCUUCUUGCCGCUGACAGUCGUAUUGACACCAACCCAUCAACUCUCCGUGUUGACAGAGCCGGCCCUAAUGCUAGGAUCUACGCUAUCGGGGAUGCCAGCUCAUACGCACGACCUGCAAUACACAACAUCCUUUCUGCAGUGCCCGUUCUUUGCACGAGCAUGAAAGAUGACCUUCUCCUUGAGGAGGGCUACCAGAAAGACCUAUCCGCUAGAGCUGGAAAGGUUUUUGUGGAAGAUACGAGAGAAACACAACUGGUUCCUAUAGGGACAAGAAAGGGUGUCGGCGCGGCAAUGGGUCUGCAACUACCUGGUCUCAUGAUAUGGAUGUUAAAGGGGAGAGAUUAUUGGCUAUGGACAACAGGGAACUUGUGGAAUGGCAAAAAGUGGGACAGGGAGUCUUAG